Molecule: messenger RNA, 14043 nt
Organism: Bursaphelenchus okinawaensis
Lineage: Eukaryota; Metazoa; Nematoda; Chromadorea; Rhabditida; Aphelenchoididae
Source: the annotation of a GenBank genome assembly
AUGUCGAGUACGAGAGAGAGCUCCACCGAGGCCACCAACGACAAGUACACGUUCGGCUACACGAACGAACUCUCCAACCACGAGUCCUCCCUUUCCACCGCCAAACGCCUCAGGCAACGGCUACAGCGACAACAGUCAGGACAGUCUGGAAAGUCAGGUAAUGUGUCAAACUUUGUUGUAUAAUAUAUUAUAAUAGUUUUUAUAUCUAAAAAUAUAUUAACCAUCCUAUUAUGUGUUUGCAGGAAGAAGGUACACUGGGGAGAGCAGUGAAUGCUCCUCACUUGUAGGUACCCCUACAGAAUCUGGACGAUGUUUUACUUUUACGGCGGCACAACGGAUUCUGAGGAACGAGGAGAGAAAGCCUUCCGUGAAUCAGAAUCUGUCAGAAAUGCUACUUGAUGUGAGUGCGGUUUUAAUUUUACGAAAGGUUGCAGGCAAUCCAUCUGGAUGACGUCAAUCUGGUGGACAGGCUUCUUCUGACACACAACGCCAAAGUACUCUCCACCUCCCCCAGUAUCGGCUCCACAAACACGUUUACUGAUCUGGCACAGCGUCGGCACGGUAAUCCUCGCCGUUCUAAUGCUUCGUCUACAGUUUCUACGCAUUCUGGAGGAAGGUACUGUUUUGUUCCGGGAUUGUUAGUUUAACCGUACAGGAUUUGUUAUUCAAAACGUUGUUUUUACGAAUAAUAUAAUAUUAAUAAGGUUGGUGGAGUAACUUUGCAAUUUAGAUCAACAUGUGCCGUAGUGAAUACUUUACACAUUGCUGUAGCUCACAAACAGAGGGACAUCGUGGAGUUGUUGUUGAAGACCGGAUAUGACCCUAACAACGUGGCUUCAUGUUACUGUAAAGGGAACUGUACAGCAUCUGGGAACAUACCUCUCUCUUCUAUACUACCAAGGUAGAGUAAUAUUUAUUAAUAUACAUAUAAUAAAAACUUAUCUUAACUUUGUGUGAUACAUCAUUGUAGAACCUACUCUACUGUCCCUGAAAUGUGUUCCAUCUGUUCCCAAUUGCGGGUCGUAUCUAUUAUUGACCAGACGCCCUUAGGCGUCGCUGUCAGAUCUCAAAGUCCGGAAAUGAUUGCCAUGUUGAUAGCCUACGGGGCGGACGUCAACGGCUCAGACGAAGAUGGCAACACCCCACUGAUGCUGGCGGUCAGAGAAUCACCCUUGAAUUGGAAUUGUCUGCAUACCUUAAUAUUUUUCGGGGCUAGGUAUGUUUGAUAUAACGGUAGCAGCUGUCAUACAAUAAUAUUAUGUUACGCAAUGGUUGCUUUGCAGAAUAUACCAAAAGAACAAUCGUGGCAUAUGUCCGUUGGAUCUGGCUCCAGAACUCCGCAAACUUCAAGAAUCUUGUGUAGAAAGUCUGUUCCAGACAGCGUGCUCUCCCACCGACGAAAGUGCCCAUCACCCGAGCCAAGAGCGAGUGCUGAGGACUGUGGCCAUGAUUAAUGCCAACAAACAAACCAAAAAUCUCCAUGUGGACAAUUGUAAGAGUUUGCUUCUACUGUAAUAUGAAGAUCUAUAGUAAUAUUUAAAAUUAAUUGUAAUAAAGUUUUACUUGUUGAUAAUAUAAUGCGUUUUAGCUAGUUUUUGUGAACGAGGAAGCCUAAACAAGUCUCCUUUAUCUCCACGAAACUCCACGGCACCGUCAAUCAGCACUUGUUCGAUGCUGGAUACAGGAUCCAACAAAGAAACCCGCAGGAAGUCAUUCGUAUCUCUACAGCUACAUCGUCGCAGUAAGAUACCAAAAGAGUUCUUCGAACAUAUCACCUGGGAUCAAGCGUGGGAGAUGCUGACCAAGAUGGCGUGCAACCCGGAGUGUACGGAGCUUACUUUGGUAUGUUUUAAAAUUACUGCAAUGUAUUUUUCACUUUUUAACCUUAAAAUAAUCGCUUCAUUUACAGAGAUUUCUGAACAAAUUCUGUGGCCAACUGGACGAUACAAUAGCUGAAAGAGAAUCUUUGGAUUCUCAUCUUGGCGGGCUGCUUCACCAAAUACUUCUUACGUCAAUCAACGAAUACCAACAAUCUACCCCUACGUAUCAGAGAACCAACAGAAAACAACUGGUCGGCACUCUGGUAGCUCUGGUCGACUUCUGCUACCUAUGUCUACAGAAGAACGGAGGAUGUCGUCAGUUUGCUGCUCUCAAUACCCUUAACAAGAUAAUGGACACGGGUCUUGUGAACUCACUGUACUCCUACAAUGACAUAUCAUUCCAUUCGUCGCGGCUUCUGAACCGACCAUGCGACCUUCACUACUACGACUUCGAAGAGAACAUCAGCCCCAUCAUGAACUCCAUCGACGAACCUCCAGAGCACCCAGUAGCCAACAACAACUGCAACAUGGACAGACGGUUAACCAUAGAGCACAUCAAAGAGAUCACGGGACAAGGCUCCGGCUUCAAAAAGUUUAUCUACGGAAACUCUGAUAACGCCGCUCCCAGCUUCAGUCAGUCUCCGAUAGACUUGUCCUCGAGAUUCUCACAAAUGGAUCCCAGUAUCAUCAUAGCAUGUCUCCAUAACGCUAUCACGAUGCACAACCGUGAAGCUGGAGCCAGAAGCGUAUGUUCUCCUGCACACAGAUGGAGGCAAUGUUCUAAUCAUUGUACCCAGAUUCUUGUAGCCAGGCUUCUGCUGUUCCUGUCCAACUACAAAGACUUCAGAAAGAAACUCAGCGAUCGUCAUGAAAUCAAGACCCUUACCCAGCUACUGGAACCAACGUUAGAUCCACAACUUCUGUGCCUUCUACUUCAAACCUUGGCCAUUGUAGCUUUAGACCCGGCUACACACGAUUUGUUUAUUGAACUACAAAUUGAUGAUGUUCUUAUGCAAAUGCUACUCCCAGCUGACGACUGGUACUACACCAACCACAGUACCAAGUUCGGCUACUUUGUGAAACAUCAUGCAGCUCGUAUCUUGGUUUACAUUGGUCUUGGCCACAGAGUCGGAAACCGAGUAAACCUAUUCCAACCGAUUGACAACAUCAUGAACGACCCUAAAAAGGCCCACAGUACCAACUCUCAGAACGAGGACGACUACAUCUUCGAAACGUGCAAAACGGCACAUUUGCUUCAAGAUGGCAACAGAACGGCCAUGUCCGUGGAGGGGAUAUUGGACAAGAUAUUAAGAGAGGUAAGCUAUAAUCCCACCCCGGAUUAUGUUUAUUUUAGUUAGCCACUAAUGCCAUCAGUACAACAUCCGAGCCAAUAACCGAGGAACCCUCCAGCACGUCUCCACCGGCUGUAGACCCAAACAUAAGGGAAGAAGUUGAACAUCCAUUACCCGUUUACACUGAUAAUGGCGCUGUGAUCACGAUAACACCGUCAAGCAGAAACACUAGCUGUGUAGGCAGUAGCCAGCUGAUAAUACCUUUAGGACAUACUCUUACUCUCCCAACCCAACGAGUUUUGAUCUCGUUGAAUAACCUCGAGACUCACUUAUGCAAAUUCUCCAUGAUCUUCGAUUCCAUGUUGAUCUUGAGAGUACUCCUCCACAAGUUGUCGUGGGACCUAAGCUUGGUGGCCAAAAGACGACAAAUCACAGAAAGCCACAGAAACACGACCAGUGACAUCAGAGCACAUUCAAGUUGCUCUUUGGGGUCGUCGUUCCAGUAAGUGAAUCAUACACAAUAGAUAAUGUCAUUGCAGUCGACGUGAAGAGAACGUGUCACGGCGUGAUUCUGAUAAGCGAUUCCUGAGAGUGAAUCAAGGUUCCCGCCUGUCAAAAAGAGUCCACAUACGACGAUCUAGGUAACACAACUGCCAUAUUACAGCCUUUAACACAUCAUAUUAAUUAAAUAGCACUAAAUAACAAUAUCUAUCUUACACUCUAACAAUUUCAGUUCGGUUGAGAUUCCUAGGCCAAAGCGAUUCAGCAGUGGAGCCAAGGAACUUCGUAAAGAACGACGAAAACGGUUGGGAACGGACACCAGCAGCGGUUCCAGUAGAUCCAAAAAGACCAACUCCUCAUCCUCAAGUGUUCAGAAACACCUCCCGAAGUACAUUCAGUCUUUGUUCAGGAACAGAAUGGGUACCGACCCUUGUAAACGACACACCCGAGGUGAUUCCUCUCCAGACUCCAACACCAGUGGCUCCGAAGCCGUGAUUGAAUUCACGAAGAAACUUCAGAAUAUUCCACCAUUGAGGAAAGAGACGAUGCGUCAGAAGUACAAAAAGGAAGGUCAUCAAGACUCUGGAGGCAGCGAGCAGAAGGCCAAGAGCAUGGGCUACAGCUACCUACCUGAGCUCGAAAUAAACGGUGCAUCUCCACCCAGAACUCCCAUCCCCCAGAACUCAAUCGAUGGGGGAACUUCACUUCUGGGCGGAAAUCAAAAUCGCCGGCCUUCUAGCCCCCAAGCCAUACCUGGACUGCCACUGAUCGAGAUCAGAAGACCGUCAGCAUUGUCCCAAUUCGAAUUCGGAUACUUCGUCAACUCUCCUGAACUGGUCGGUGGAAAUGAUUCCGACUGUGCACCACUACUGCUCAGUGGCAAUGGUGCUGCUGUUGGGUCCAGAAAGUCAUCAGACGGUAAGACAAUGUUACAAAUCAGAAUACAACAGAGCCUAAUUAGUUAAUUGACAACACAUCUGAUUGUUUCAGAAAGCUCAAUGUGCGGAUGGAGUUCACGAGCCAGCUCGGCCAUGAGUCAGCGCUCAUCCUCUGGCGGACUCAGACUCUCGACCUUUUCAGCAGGGACUUCAAUUGCUUCUGACAAUUCUGGUCCCUUUCUCUUUAGUUUUGUUUUGAGGAAGCGAGCAUCAACAAUAGGAACGCGAAUUCCACUACCAAAGCGAGCAAUCAGCCGGUCUUCGGGGGACAGCCUCCGAGUCCCUGACAGAGAGGUAGGUGCCCCAACCUCACCUAACCACCUUUCUAGAGCCCGCUUCAGAUCGUGUCGGGCAUUGACAUGAGCCCGGACUUCCAAUGCAUCAGACAGUUGUUGUUGAACCUCCUGUUGAUGUACACAAACAAAAGCUCCAACUUUGUGACGACCUUGAAGAGCUGUUCCGACGUCCUCAGACAGAUCUUGAACUCUCCUCAGCACCCAACUGUCAAAAACUGGUGCACUGACAUAAUGGCAGUGGUGAACAACCAGCUGGAGACAGAAGAAGAGUGCAAGCUGGAAUCUGACGAAAAGACCAACGAUGAGUAUCUAGAUGUAGGUAUAACAAUAUGAGCAGUAAUCUUAUACAAUUAGACAAAAGGAAACUAUUUAUGAUAAUAUACUUUUAGUUGCAAGACCAAAUCAUAAGCGGGUCACUUCCGUGUCCCAAAGACGAAGCCGCCUUGUUAGCGUCAAUACAAUUGUGUGUGGAGGAGAAUUGGCCUUCCAAUAAGAGAACACAAACCAUUAGAAGGCAUUUACUCAAAGGCCAAUUCGGUAAGUCCUUCAUAAACAACAUUCCACAAGUUCAAAGUAUCAAGUCUAUUACAUAAAAAGUACUUUUUUAUAAAGAUAACAUUGAUGAUGUAGGUCGAAUACGAGACUUGGCCCAAAAGAUUAUGGUAACACCAUGGGAGGUAGACCAGAACCUCUACUGUACUCCGCCACGUACAUUCAGUGAGACUGUAACUCGGAAACCGUCAAUAGGCAUCCCGGAACAAAGGAGAAGGUCGCUGACACUAUUCGGUUGUAUGUCUGACCCUGAUCCCACAGUAUCCUCUGAUAUUCAAGCACAAUGCCUACCGGUCGACCUGAGAGGCGACCGAAGAACAAUCAAGAUGAUAAGAGAAAGAAAGAGGAAGCUGUUCCACAGUCAGGUCUACGAAUCAGAAACCGGCAUGAAGAAGCUCUACAUCCAGGUAAAUACACUGAUACAAUCGUUAAUAACACAUAAUAUAUAAGCAUAUAAUGCAUUCUAUACUAUUACAAUAAAUGUAAAUUUAAGACAUGUAAAAAGUUACCAUCCUACGGAUGCAAGGUAUUCCAAGUCAAAGAACUGCUUCACGGUCGAUCUCUUCGAAAAGUAAGUCAAACCAAUACCUUAUAUUACCCUUUAGACUAUGCGAUUACUUUGUCUGAGCAGUUCUGUGUUAUGCCUAUUGGACGGUAACUCGAAGAUGGUACUUAAACGACAACAUGCUAGUACUCUUCAGCAAUGGCGAGUUGGGGGAGGUGUCUCCAAGCACCAAUUACUCCUCGAAUUCCGAGGAAACAAGUGGCAAUUGAUAGGUAAUGUUAUUAUCUCUUCUUAUCACAUCUUAUUUUAGCCCCUAGUUACAACGGUCUCAAGUCCAUCUCGAUGACAUUGUGGGAGAUCAUGCAGAACAGGACCAACUUCCUCGUUCAGAAGUCCUUCAACAGGUCUGGAAAACAAACUCUCGCCAUAAUGGAUGUCAAAAGUAAGUACAGAGAGUAACAAAGUUGCAUAUGAUUAGGUAUAACAUCACGGACGGAGUCAUUAGCAUCAACAGCUUCAACGUUCAGAGAUGACCUAGGUAUCACAGAGCCUAUCACGUUAUUCAGAUUGGAACUGGAACGGCUUCAGUACAUACUACACUUCCCUGAAGAGGUGGCAUUCCAGGUAUGUAGACUCCUCUCAUGAUUAUAUGAUACUUUUACUUUAGCUCACCUCCACCGAAUACCAACUCUUCUACAACAUUGCUCCAAUCGAUUACAUUCGAUACGUUGGGUGUGACUUGGCCUCGAUAAACAUCGUGGACAACCCCAGCCCAGUCAAGAACUUGGUCAAACGGCUGAGUGAAGUCAGUUCCUGGAUCACCCAUGUUAUCAUCAGCCAACCGACUCACGAAGACCGAAAGAAUUGUCUCCUCGCCAUUAUAAGGGUGAUUGAUACCUGCUGGAACAUUGGCAACUUCAACGCUGCCGUGGAAAUCCUCAUGGGCCUAAAAUCGACCAAACUUCGACCGUUUUGGCUCUCGCUAAAACAAGAUGAACGUCGAAGAUACGAAGAGUUCGUGGAAAUUCUGGUACCUCACGAUGACACGCCACCACACCACGUCUACAUCGAAGCCAUCCAACGCGCUCUCAGGAUGUCCCAAGCUAGGGUUAUUCCUUUCUUCGGGACCUUCCUUCGUGAUCUCUAUGCGAUAGUAAACGACAUACCUAAUAUUGUACUCAUGAACAAUGACCAAGACGUCGACAGGUUGAAGUUUGUGCACGACAUCAACGGAGAUGACCACUUCUCCAGUACUAUCGGAGUUGGAGGUCUUCUGAACACUGAUAAAAUAUCCCUUGUGUCUGUGGUUCUCGAGAACUUGGACACUUUUCAUGCUCAUCACAAUCAAAUGGGCAAAUAUGUUGAGAACAGCGCGGAAAACACAGGUAACAAUAAUAUACAGAACAGAAAUAUACCUUUAAAAUUAUUAGCUUCUUAUUAAUUUCCGAAUAAUUAUUCGAAGAAAGACGAAGAAAUUUUAUGAAAAGGUUAUUUCAAAAUUAGAAAAUGUUUCAAAACGAAAUGUCACAAAUUCAUUUAACGAUUUUACAAAAUUAUUUUUCCGAAAAAUAUUUUUUUCCAAAUAAUUGACAAAAUAUAAAUUCAGAUAACGAAACAGAAGACGCAAAGCCUUACGAUCCAGUCAGCGUUAUACCUGGUUCGUCACACGGUAUUUCAGUAAUACCUCUAAACACAUCUACAUUCGAUUUGGAUGUGAUUCAAAGGAUCCAACAUGGAACUACUGCCAUCCAUUACGACCCGGAUUCUGGCCGGAGUGUUUUGUGUAAGCUGAGUCUGGAUGCUUCUUGUUCUACUAUAACAUGGAAAAGGAUUUACUAUGGUGGAAAGGAAGGUAAAGACAAAGAUAUCACACCAUUGGCCCGUAACAAUCAACAGCUUGGAGACUUCACCAAGAGCUACGUCAACAGCCGACCUCGAGAUGCUGCCAACUUCGCGUUGGAGGAAGGAUACAUCAGAACAAGCUACAUUAAGGCCAUCGAACCCGUUGAUUCUUACGAUAUUGACAUUGAGAACAUCUACAAGCGGCAUUCGAACGAAGAAAUGUCUGUCCCCGUGUUUUGUUGGACGAUUAACUUUGGUUGUGUGUUGAAUGACAAUGAAUUCUUGUACUUUUUGGCUCCACAACAGAUUGCCAAUUACUGGAUAAAUGGCUUGCAAAAGGUAUGUUAUUAUUGUUAGUACAUAUUUUUAUGAAUAAUAUAGCAGCUUUUUAAUUGAAUUAGUGUUGCUUAACUUUAAAUUUUGUAGGUGAUGAAAUGUAUCCAUGAACAGAAUAAAAAGCCCGAUCGGCGAGUUUUGUGGUUGAAAAAGUUGUACCUCCAACUGUACCAUGAGUGUGAGAAAGAUACAUGCUACACAGAGUACAAACGGUUUGGCCCCAGACCGAUUGAAGCACUUCAGGUAACAUUUCUUUUUAGAUAAGACGUAUAAAUACAAUGAUUGCAUAACACUUUUACAUGUGUAAUAUAUUGUAAUAUUGUGCCAAAAUGAGGUAACCUCAAUCACUUUUUAUUUGUAGGCUUUUGGUGGAAGAGUGGAGAAGUGGAGAAGCCUUGGAAUGAGUCAGAACCUGCCAGCCUGUUCACGUCCCACAGAUUCCAGCUCGUCGACCGAUGGCGGUGGUGCCAAAAGUCGGCUGAAGCAGAUGACCAUUGCCGUGACGAGAAGAGUGAAAGGAACGUCCAGAGAUUGUAGCCGAAGCCAGUCGCCCCAGCCUCAGUCCCCACUCGUAAGACCUCCUUCUAUCAAGAGUCAACUUUCGAGUCAGAGCGGUCCCCCAGGCCCCAACAGCCCAGGCUACCUUCUGAAGCCGCGUGGAGACACAGCCCUCUCAGACGCCGGAGACCUCGAUUCUUUGUACACGCCCCGCUCCAGGACUCCAACAUCCAGUUCGUACGGUGGUCGGUCAGUGGGAGGUAGGUCGGUGAGGUCGUGGAGAUCUCGAGGUGGAGAAACACCCAACUCUGGCUCCAUCAGUAGCAGUGGGCAGGUCUCGGGAGGCCUGUCGGGCAAGGAAUACCAAGAGAAGCCGGUCCAUUUCACAGAGUUUCUGGAGCUGUAUCGACUGUUCAGUACGAGGAUGAGGAAGGAUCUGAAGUAAGUUUGAAGCAAGCUUGAUAUGGCAACAAUUAUUGCAUAUCAAACUCGUGUUUUGUCAUAAUAAUUUCAGAAAAAACUCGUUUUAAUUUCUUAAAAAUAUAACUGAUUUAUUCACCAAACUCAAAACUUUAUGAUUUUCCAUACAAAGGCAAGGGUGGGGUAUUGUACCCUGUCUUAAGCCUAGGCGUGAAAACAACUGACCUUUUUAGGGAUCUGUUCAAUGAAUGUGUUAUCCAUGCCAGUACUGCCAAUUGUCAUGUCACGAAACGAGAACGCGACAAGCAGAGUCCACGGCUUCAGUCCAGACUGGAAUCAAUCUCGACUUGUCAGAUUCCAGACUUCAUCCCCGACGGUAAGGUUGAUGUAUUCUAGUUAUGAUAACAUUAUUAUAAUGAUAAUUUUAAAAUGAUUAAAAUUAAGUUGUUUUUAGAUUUAUUAUUAGAUGAAGGGUUUAUAUGUUACUCUUGUAGAUGUCCUAACACGGAAUUCUUCUUCCCAUUACAUCCAUCUGAACGACAAACAGAUGAAGAUUUACAAUGCUUUGGCCUUGGCUUCAGUCAGCAGCGCUGGCCUGAUGGACACGUCCAGGAAUGUCGUUUUAACUCCGGCGGCGAUAAAACAGUUUAUUCUAACACAACAGAUGGAGAAGGUGGACGACACCUACGUCCUCAAGUUGAUUCAAGAACACGAGCCUGACCCACUCUUCAGAAACAAGAAUCUGAUGUCUUUUGAAGGAUUCGUACGGUACCUUCAAGACCCCACCAACUACGCCUUCGUUCCCGAAGAAGUCAAGGUGUCCCAAGAUCAGUUGGAGUACCCAAUCAGCUGUUAUUACAUCAGUUCAAGUCAUAACACCUACUUGACCGGACAUCAGCUGAAGGGCGAGUCUUCGGCUGAGAUGUAUCGACAGGUAAGCUGUAGUUACACAAUGUAUAAGUUUUUACAUCGAGAAUGAAAUGUUAUUGGGACAAGAUAUAUCAUGAUUGUAAUGGAUAAAUGUAAUAUGUUAUUGUAGGUUCUGCUGACUGGAUGUCGUUGCAUUGAACUGGACUGUUGGGAUGGGGAUGACGGACUUCCUUUGAUAUAUCACGGACAUACCUUUACCUCUAAAAUCAGCUUCCGCCAGGUGGUCGACAUCAUCAAGAAGAGCGCUUUCUUGACUUCAUCGUUGCCCGUGAUUUUGAGUAUCGAGAAUCAUUGUUCGCUACAGCAACAGGCCAAGAUGGCUCAGAUGUUCAAGGUAAUAAUUGUUGACAAUAAGCCCUUAGUUUUCAGAAUAAUGGUUACUGUUAUUGAUUUUACUUACAUAUUUAAUUUAUAAAUUGCAGACCGUGUUCUCUGACAAACUGGUGUCCAACUUCUUGUUCGACGCCGACUACAGUGACAAUCCCAAACUACCGUCACCGUGGCAGCUACAGAACAAGAUCCUGAUCAAAAACAAGAAGAUGACGAUGGAGCCAACCGUCGGAUUCGGCUUCGACAAGUUGAUCAACACCGAGUACAACCUGGGACCACGAAGCCACAAACAAAGCAGAUGUUCGUAUGAUUCAUCGACCAUCGACGACGUUGAUGAAGAUGACUUCGACGAGUUUCUGGAUGACGAAGAUCAGGAGACAGAUGACGCAGAAGACGCUCGAACUGACGUUGAAAGUCCCAAAGUACCAGUCAUAAAAACUCCGAAAAGAUCGACCAGUCAAGGAUCAGUGAACAGCUUCAUCAGCGACAGAACCAACACCACCAGGAACGACAAGAAGAUGGUAGGGUACAGUAUGAUAAUUUGGUAAAUGUGGCAUUUUAGGAUUUCAAAGAAGACGAAGUGUUUGUCAGAAGGUCGCCUGCUCGAAUAGCUGGACACCAAAUAGCUCCAGAACUGUCGGAUCUUGUUAUCUACACACAAGCUGUCAAGUUUAAGGUAGGCUUACUACACUAAAGUCAGAUUCAUAUUCCUUAAUGUCAACUUAUAACAUUACACUUCAGGCCCAUUUGAAAGGUUUCGUAGCCGGAGAAGAAAGUUACAGUAGAUCUCGCGACGAGUUAGAGCUCAAGUUACAGAGUAUUAAUAUGCCGAAAAUGAGGUCGCAUGCUCCAAGUCUAUUGAGCUACGUUGGACCUCCGAAGAGACAAAAGAGUAGCAGUCAGAUAUCGACCGACUCUUUGAAGAGCACAGAUGACAACAUCCCUACACCCUCGACUACAGUAACCGGCCGACCCAUGGCCCACGCUUCUUGUUAUCAAGUGACUAGUCUAACUGAAGCGUCGGCCAGGAAGUUAUGUCGUAAACACCCUCUGAAGUGCAUCAACUACACCAGAAGUCACAUUAUGAGGACGUACCCUGGAGGUAUGAGGAUCGACUCUUCCAACUUCAACCCGCUUCAGUUCUGGCAGUUCGGCCUUCAGAUGGUGGCCUUGAAUUACCAGACAGCUGACGUCCCCAUGGCUCUAAAUGCAGCCAUGUUCGAACAGUCUGGAAACAAUGGCUACAUCCUGAAGCCUCGACCUUUAUGGGAUCCUACUCAUCCCUUAUACAACAAGUUCAACCCAUUGUCCAAAGAGUUAAACAACUGUUCCGCUCUCAUACUACAAUUGACGGUAAGUCUUCCACUUCAUUGUUUCUAAUUCAGAAUAUUUACCCAAACUUGUCUCGAAAUAGUACUCUCUGAAUGUUUUAGGUAAUAUCUGGCCAAUAUGUAUGCCCCAACCAAUUCACGGCCAGCCCCUUCCUCGAGAUUGAAAUCCUCGGAAUCCCGGCCGAUUGCUACAAAGAGAAAACAAAGAUCGUUGGUCGAAACUCGGUGAAUCCUGUCUGGAAUCACACCGUCACCUUCAGAAUCCGGUUUGUGGAGUUGGCCUUCUUGAGAAUCGCGGUUUGUGACGGAGCCGCCAAUGGAAAGUGCAUAACUCAACGUAUCGUGCCUGUCAGGUGUCUGAGACCCGGCUACAGACAUCUACCACUCCGUACGGUGGCCAAUCAGCCUCUGGAGCAGUCGGCAUUGUUCAUUCGGACCAGAUUUGAGGAAGAACAACACAUAUACCUACAUGACGAUGAAGAAGUCAACAUAUACUCUAACUAUAAACCGGAACUGGCUUAUCAGAUACUCAAAAUCGAUCCGGUAAGCCAAAUCCACAUUUCGCAAUAUUUGUUUUCGCAACAUUUGAGUUUUGCGCCGAAAAUGGCGAAAACAGUGGGCGCAGUUUGGAAGGGUUUUGCAGGUUGCGGAAACUAAUUAUACGAUAAACUUUCGAAGUUGCUUUUGAAAAUAAAAAUUUUUUUGUUGUUUUACUGAUUUUAUUAAUGCGUUUUUAGGAAGCAGAUGUUCAGCCAUUAUCAGUUAUCAAGAAACAGAUAUUCAUCAUCAAGAUUACUGGUCUGUACGCUGACGAUACUCCUGUUAUCGUGCACGCAGAGUCUGGUACUACUGUUAGAUGCGUUGUUCAGUCUGUAAGUUAUUUAUCUGGACAUUAGAUGAGCAUAUUAUGAUGGUUAUUUUUUGCUUUAGUUAUUUUUUCUUUUUGUGUUUGGAAAAUGUAGAAACUAUAAUAUUUUAAACCUAACUCUGCUUCAGGCUUUGAACAAUGUUGGCAAGUCAGGAGAGAAUGCAGAUGACUAUAUUCUACUGGAGGAAAGUCUGAAUUGCACAGCUCCAUCACCGAUCAUGGAUAACAACGAGUACAGAGACAUUCCGAGUCAGAAGAUUCUGCCUCACGGUGAACCCAUCAUGGACGCUGUAGCGUGCUGGAACGGUGUGGCCAGGAGAUUCCAUUUGAGGAAAAAGAGCUCGGUAAUAGACUUUGAAAUGAACUAACUAUAAUACAAUAUAACAAUUGUAUUGAGUAUGGUAUAUGUGUAUAUAGAGCUAACUAUGUUGUCUUACAGGACCCAACCGGUCGAGCCUGGAUCUCGUCGAUAAUCAAGAGCGGCGGUGCUAAUUCUAUUUCAAACACGGCUAGUCCAGCCUUUGGCCAGAAUAGAAAAGGAGCAGGACCGUCGACUUCUGGAGCGACUUCAGAAGUUUCCGUUGGUGGUUCUAUUAGUCCAGGAGGAAUGUCUCGGACUAGUUCACGAAAGAGUCCCAAGCACCAGUUAUCUUUCCAGCUGGCUGGCAGGAGUUUGGACGUUGAAGCUCUUCCUUCUCCAGACUUCCUUGAACCGACUGGUAGGUAUAGCUUUCAAGUUGUGAUAAUAUUGAUGUAGGUAUGCAUCCGAGAGCACGAUCGAUGGGAGAGACCUUCUUGGUCUGUGUACACGACGUGAGUGACAGUCAUCCGUAUGCCAUUUUGAGGACCAGUAUCCACAACACGGCGAAUGAUCUUAUCAAACAAGUAGGUCUUUUUUGUUUUAUCUUUUUAUUAUGCCUUAAUCAUAAAACAUACUUUCUUACAUUACUCCUGGUUAUAUUGCAGAUCUUGGUCAAGUCUCAGAAAUACGAACCUAACGAAGAAGACUUUGUCAUCAUAGAAGAGCUGGGUGACAUUGGCAACGACUCUCCUCGUAUCAGUAAGUAAUGUCAGAUAGAUUUAGUUGUAAAUGAUAAGAAAAACGAACAGUAUAUUGUCAUAGGUUAUCUACUCUACACUAUUUUUGACUAUAAUAAUACUUUCAGCCGGAGGGAAGAUGAGUUUGGAUGGAUCUUUGAAGAGCCGAGUAUGGAGAGUAUUGGGUGACGACGAAAACGUCUGGAAGGCACAAUGUAGGUGGAACACAGCUGGAAGAUUCAGAUUGGCACAGAAGGGGGAUGUGGCCAAAUACGAAAAAGUAAGUUUUGAUACAGUAUUUAAAUUAAGUGUGUAAUGUGUUAGCAAAUAUUAAGGUAUAGUAGGUAGCGAUGUAUAGUGAUAUAUAUCACAAACUAGUGCAUGUUACCUCUGAUAUAAGGCUAGUUGUUACAGAUCCAGAAGCCAGAUGUUAACCAUAUAAUCAGAGCUCAGCGAAAGAUAUCUCUGGCUAGUCUGGACUCGUUACCACGUCGUAUCUCGCAGUUUGGAAAGUCGCUUACUAUAGACAAUGCCCGCAAUAAUUAA